Messenger RNA from Aspergillus tanneri, 1314 nucleotides. RefSeq lists its product as uncharacterized. Gene Ontology annotation, molecular function: O-methyltransferase activity. Bases 1 to 1314 code for a protein of 437 amino acids. NCBI's taxonomy places the organism in Eukaryota, Fungi, Ascomycota, Eurotiomycetes, Eurotiales, Aspergillaceae. The transcript has a single exon. The record is from RefSeq and is a predicted model, not a curated record.
AUGACUUCUUCUGCCGAGACUCCUGCCCUCACCACGCUGGCCGACUCGGUCAAGGAGUCGGCCGGUACUCUCCAGCGCCUCCUCACGGAGAACCAGCUUCCGCAGCCCUCCUUCUCCCCCAGGGGCCGCCAAGACUGGUCCGAUGCGCAAUUUAUCCCCGCUAUCCUUGCCGCGCGCUCGAACCUCAUUGACGCGGCCCAGGCACUUGUGGACCUCGCGCUGGGGCCAACGGAUAUUUUGGCGGGGUACGCGGGACCCUGCCUAUCCGAGAUCGAGGUCCUAAGGACGCUGGAUUCCCUGGGCGUCGCGGAUGCUGUCCCGCUGGAUGGCGAGCUCAGUAUCCCGGAUCUCGCGUCCAAGGUCGGUGUUCGGAAUGUACAUGCGUUCGAGAAGCAGCUCCGCUUCGCCUUCCUGAUGGGCAUGUUCCGGCGCACACCCUCCGGUGGUGUUGCUCACACAGCCCUCAGCGCCGCCAUACCAGCAUCUAGCCCCUAUAUCUCACUCAGACUUGGUCGCAUCUUCUGCCAGGGAGGGCACGAGAUCGCCGCGGCGCUGCGCAAUGGGGCCGGCAAGGGGGGAAUACCGUGCGCUCUCGCGGACCCCGACGGACUGGGUAGGCCGGCCUUCGUACAGUUGGAAGAUGAGCCAGAUGGCAAAGGGAUGGAGAGGUACAGCACGGGAAUGAUUGGCCUGUAUAACCACCACGCCGGCAACUCAUACAUGCCAUUCGUUCACGGGUUCAAUUGGGACUCGCUGAGUCCAGGCGACACGGUCGUGGAUGUCGGGGGCGGCAAUGGGCAUAUUGAGAGCCAGAUCGUACCACUGAUCCCGGGGGUCAACUUUGUGAUCCAAGACCAACCAUCCAAUAGAGAGGGAGCAGAGAAGAUCAUCGAGGAGAAGGGGUUGGCAGCCCGCGUCCAGUACCAGCCACAUGACUUCUUCUUGCCGCAGCCAGAGCUACCGGGGGGACGAGUUCCAAAGGUGUACACGCUGUUCCGGGUGCUGCAAGACUGGGAGGAUGCCGACGCCGUGCGUAUACUGAAGCAUUUGGUACCAGCCAUGGAGAAGUUUGGUACAAAACUUUGGAUCAUGAACCGAAUCUUGCCGGACGAGCUCGACACGAUGCCGAGGCACAGCGAGAGAUUGCUGCGCAACCUCGACCUGGUGGUUUUCACAUUGUCUGGUGGUGGUGAGAGAAGCGCCAGUCACAUGGAGAGGAUGCUGAAGACGGCCGACGAGAGGCUCAUGAUUAAAACGUCCAGCAGGCCACUCAAUUCGCUAUUUUCGUUUGUAGAGGUCUCGCUUGAAAUAUAG